AUGAGCGGUCCCAGGGAGGACGGCCGCUGUCGCAGGGCCAUCAGCAUCCUCAGCGAGCUGUGCCAGAAGAAAAUCCUGCCCAGCUUGGACCUGGACACCUGCAGGGAAUUCCUCCUGCUGCCUUCUGACCAGAGCCUCAUUAUCUCCGAGCCAGAGCUCUCCAUCAGCCUCCUGGCAGUGAUAGUUGUAGUGUGUGGCCUGGCUCUGGUGGCAGUGUCUGUGUUUCUCUUUUGGAAGCUGUGCUGGGUUCCCUGGAGGAACAAAGCCCUUUCCUCCCAGCUGGCCGUGCUGCACAGCGAGGCAGGAGACAAGGACAGCAUGGCAGACAAGCUCAAGGACACGGGGGCCAUCAGCUUCCUGGAGGCAGCUGUGAAGAUCAGCCACACGUCCCCAGACAUCCCUGCAGAGGUGCAGAUGUCCAUGAGGGAUCACAUCAUGAGGCGCACCCGGAUCCAGAGACAAACCACGGAGCCAGCAUCCUCCACCAGGCACAUCUCCUUCAAGAGGCACCUGCCCCGGCAGAUGCACGUGGCCAGCAUGGAUUACGGGCUGGAGCCGCCGGCCGUGGCCGAGCAGCCCACCAGCAUCGGCCGCAUCAAACCCGAGCUCUACAAACAAAAAACCGUGGACGCCGAGGACACCAAGAAAGAGGCGGAGAAAACCUGCGGGAAAAUCAACUUCACUCUCAAGUACGACUACGAGAACGAGACGCUGACCGUGAGAAUCCUCAGGGCUUUUGACCUGCCAGCCAAGGACCUGUGUGGCAGCUCGGAUCCCUACGUGAAGAUCUACCUCCUGCCCGACCGCAAGCGCAAGUUCCAGACACGAGUGCACAGGAAGACCCUGAACCCCACCUUUGACGAGUCCUUCCACUUCCCCGUGCCCCACGAGGAGCUGGCCAGCAGGAAGCUCCACCUGAGUGUCUUUGACUUUGACAGGUUCUCCAGGCACGACAUGAUCGGAGAGGUCAUCCUGGAGAACCUGUUCGAGGACUCAGACCUGUCCCGGGAGACUUCCAUCUGGAGGGACAUCCAGUAUGCCACCACGGAAAGCGUGGACCUGGGCGAGAUCAUGUUUUCCCUUUGUUAUUUGCCAACUGCAGGUCGCCUCACCUUAACAGUCAUUAAAUGCAGGAAUCUCAAAGCUAUGGACAUCACAGGUUACUCAGAUCCAUAUGUCAAAGUGUCUUUGCUCUGUGAUGGGCGAAGACUGAAAAAGAAGAAAACCACCAUAAAGAAAAACACACUUAAUCCCACCUACAAUGAAGCAAUAAUCUUUGACAUUCCCCCCGAGAACAUGGAUCAAGUCAGCCUCCUUAUCUCUGUCAUGGAUUAUGAUCGGGUGGGUCACAACGAGAUCAUCGGGGUUUGCCGUGUGGGGAUCAACGCCGAGGGCCUGGGCAGAGACCACUGGAACGAGAUGCUCGCCUACCCCCGCAAGCCCAUCGCCCACUGGCACCCGCUGGUGGAGGUGAAGAAAUCCUUCAAAGAGUGGCACGGCCGGGCAGCGAGCUUCGACAGCCAGGGCUCCUGUCCCUCCCCCAAACCACCCCCCACACCGUGA
Messenger RNA from Sturnus vulgaris (Common starling), 1563 nucleotides. RefSeq names its product synaptotagmin 6 (gene SYT6). NCBI's taxonomy places the organism in Eukaryota, Metazoa, Chordata, Aves, Passeriformes, Sturnidae. Gene Ontology annotation, cellular component: plasma membrane; exocytic vesicle. The record is from RefSeq and is a predicted model, not a curated record. Gene Ontology annotation, biological process: calcium-ion regulated exocytosis. Gene Ontology annotation, molecular function: calcium-dependent phospholipid binding; phosphatidylserine binding; SNARE binding.